Rubroshorea leprosula is the source of this 1015-nucleotide messenger RNA. NCBI's taxonomy places the organism in Eukaryota, Viridiplantae, Streptophyta, Magnoliopsida, Malvales, Dipterocarpaceae. The record is from the annotation of a GenBank genome assembly.
AUUUUUUCCUUAUGAAACCAGAUCCAAACAAAAGCAAAUUAUGUAUGAGAGAAAUUGACAAAAAAAUUUGUUGGAUCCGUAGAAAGUGGUAGAUCAUUAAUUCUUAUAUAAAAAUUUGAAAUUAAAUUAAAAAAAAAGGGUCUUUUUCAGAAGAUUGCAUUUGACCCACAGCUUCAAAUUCUGUAACCAAAAAAAUUUCUCUCAACUAUUCAAAGACGGACUAUAGCUUGCUUAUACAUAUCCAAUGACAAAAAUACACAUUUAGUUAAGUUAAAAUCUGAUAUGCCUGUGAUAUAUCAUAGCAAUUGAAACUCUUUUAACUAUAUAAUUAAGAAUAAGCUAGCGGCGGACUUACCUCUCAGCCAUCUCCGAGAUAUCUGGGCAGUUAACUUGAAAGCUAACGACUUUUUGGCAAUUUUAAAUUAACAAUAUCAACAAUAGCAACAAUUCCAGUAGAUAUCAAGAAAAUGGCAGAGUUUCUGGGUAGCGAAUCGGAGUCCGAUACGAGGAAUUCCACCCACGGGAUCACGCCUAGAUCAUUCCCUUACCGCUGCCCCAAAAACUCCUCUGUCUCAGAUCUGUACCAACAAGACACGGUGCAGCAGAGUUGAUGGAAAACUGAAAAGGCCGGCGAUUGAGAGAAAAAAGGAGAGACCCAGAGGCUGCCCCGCUGGUGUAAGACGUGGAAGAUAAUCCGCGGCCACUGCGAGGUGAAGAAGAUAGAUCUCCGGCAGUGGAACGAUGUGGAUGACGAAGUUACUGCUGAGGGUGCCAAGAGGAAGAAAACGAGAUGGAGACAAUGAUGAUGAUGGCUAUGGUGAUCGUGAUUAGAGCAUAAAAAGGAAAAAAAAAAAAGUCUGGAUGGUGAUGGUGAUGACGAUGAUGAUGGCGGUGAUGAUGAUGGAAAAACUCGGGGAUGUAGGGAAGCGGCGAGGUGGACGGCUGCGGAUACCCGAGGAGAGAAAAGAAGAGAAAUCCCCCUUUUUCUCUUGUCUACUGCCCCACUGGUUCUGCC